Colius striatus (speckled mousebird) is the source of this 1855-nucleotide messenger RNA. RefSeq names its product stAR-related lipid transfer protein 3-like. Lineage: Eukaryota; Metazoa; Chordata; Aves; Coliiformes; Coliidae. The transcript is spliced from 12 exons. Gene Ontology annotation, molecular function: lipid binding. The record is from RefSeq and is a predicted model, not a curated record.
GCUGGGGACUGACAGCUCCCUGGCCUGACCUGUUUUGACAACCUCUUCCCUUGUUUGUCUCCAGCAUAUGUGCUUGGUUGCGCGUCCUUAGCACAGUGGCCUCUUUGUGUGGCACUGACGGAGAGGAAAAAAUGGUCGUAAAAUGGUUGGCAUGGGCUGGGUGAAAACAGCCCUGCCAGGAUCUUGUACCCAGGGGCUGCCAGGGUUUGUGUGGCCAGGCUGGAGAGCAGAACUUUCCCCUGCCUGCCUUCCUGCUGCUGCACUAGGCUGGGGUCGGGUGUGUGACCCCAGGAACUGGAACAUGAAAUCAGGGAACUGGAACAUCUCUCUGAUGAGGAAAGGCUGCAGGACCUGGGGCUAUUCAGCCUGGAGAAGAGAAGAUUGAGGGGAGAUCUCAUCAAUGCUGAGAAAUCCCUAAAGGGUGAUGCACCGACUUGGCAAAUGUUGCCCCAACUGAUGUAGACCCCAAGUCUACAAGGAUGAGCAAGCCCACAGACCUGGAACGAAGCCUCCCAGCCAUUACCUCCAUCAGCACCUCACUCUCCCACAGCCAGGGCUUCUCCCCCUACUGCUACUUCUCUCCAGAGAAGAGGAAAGCCGUCUCGGAUGUGAGGAGAACCUUCUGCCUCUUCGUCACCUUCGACCUGCUCUUUAUCUCUUUGUUGUGGAUAAUCGAAUUGAAUACCAAGGAUGGCAUUCAGAAGAACCUGUAGAAUGAAAUAAUUUAGUACAAAUUUAAGACCUCAUUCUUUGAUAUAUUUGUCUUGGCUUUCUUUCGUUUCUUUGUGCUGCUGUUAACCUAUGCCGUCAGGCUGCGUCACUGGUGGGUCAUAGCGAUCACUACCCUGGUGUCCAGUGCCUUCCUGAUUGUGAAGGUUAUCCUCUCCAAGCUUCUGACCAAAGGAGCUUUUGGCUAUUUACUCCCCAUUGUCUCGUUUGUCAUCGCUUGGCUGGAGACUUGGUUCCUAGAUUUUAAAGUCCUAACUCAGGAAGCAGAAGAGGAACACUGGUGCCUGGCAGCCCAGGCUGCAGCCUCUCAUGGGCCCCUGCUCUAUCCUGGAGCCCUUUCUGAGGGGCAGUUCUACUCCCCACUGGAGUCCUUCGCAGGAUCAGACAACGAGUCAGAUGAGGAGGGUGCAGGGAGGAAGGCAGUGACAGCUCAGGAGAAAGAAUAUGUCCAACAAGGCAAAGAAGCAAUGGAGGUCAUGGACCAAAUCUUUGCCCAGGAGGAGAACUGGAAGUUUGAGAAAAACAAUGACUUUGGGGAUGUUGUUUACAUUUUCGAAAUCCCUUUCCAUGGCAAGACCUUUAUUUUAAAGGCUUUCCUCCAGUGCUCUGCUGAAACAGUUUACCAGGAGCUUAUUCUUCAGCCUGAGAAGAUGAUCCUGUGGAACAGAACAGUGGCAGCUUGCCAGAUCUUGCAGUGGAUUGAAGAUAGCACAAUUGUCUCCUACGAUGUGGCAGCUGGGGUUGCAGGAGGGGUUGUUUCCCCAAGGUGGGUUUCUUCUGCUCUCUGAUUUAUACUGAGCCCCUAAACACUCUUCUAAAACAUAGAGGGAGGCAGGACUGGCCAUGUGGGUGAUACACCCAAAGGUCAGGAGCCUCCCAAGUCUCCUCCAGAUAUUUCUGGCAGGAAACAGGUGAAUCACAGAAUUGCCUCCCUGAUCACUCCCUGUGAUCAGCCUUCAGAGCCAGAGCGGACUGUCCCCAGGCAGUCAGUGGAGCAGCCAAACAGAGGUGGAGGGGUUCAUUUUACUUGGGCUGGGCUACACGGGGUGUUGUAGGAAUCCGGAAGAUCUCGGGCUGUAACGCGAGAGGUUGAGAGUACAGAAGAGGUGGGCAGGGAGUGGAGUGA